AUGAGCAAAAGAAAGGUCGACGAAGACUCGGACAUUGAUGUCAGUUCCACUGACGAAUCGGACGUCGAGAACACCCCUCAAGAUGCUGAGGAGGAGGAGAUUGUGGACGUCGAUUUUGACUACUUUGACCUAAACCCAGAAGUGGAUUUCCAUGCCACCAAGACGUUCCUUCGUCAAUUGUUGGGAGAUGAUGCAACUCAAUUCGAUAUUUCUGGCUUGGCUGAUUUGAUUUUGACCGAAAAUUCUGUUGGAACAACCAUCAAGACCGAAGGUCAGGAAGGUGAUCCAUUUGCAUUGCUUAGUGUGAUCGAUGCCACCACCAAUGCAAGCAAGCCUAGCGUAAAGGGACUUUUGGACUACUUUUUGGAGAAGACCCAGAAAUCGACUGAGUUCAACAUGAUCCUCAGAAAGUUGUUGGAUCCAAAAAAGACCACCAAAGACAAUAGUAAACAAUUGCGCGUGGGACUCGUCAUCAGCGAAAGAAUGAUCAAUAUGCCCGUAGAAGUGGUGCCCCCUAUGUACAAGAUGCUUCUUCAGGAGAUGGAAAAUGCUGAGAAUGCUCAUGAGAAGUAUGAGUUCGACUACUUCCUUGUGUUGUCAAAGAUCUAUAGAAUGGUGGAUGCGGAGGUUGAAUCCGAUGAGAAGCAGCCACAAAAGAAGCUGAAGUCGAAGGCUGAGCCGGGCGCCGACCUUGACUACUUCCACUAUGAGGAUAUUGUCCUUGAGGCCAACUCACGCUACCAUGCACAUUACGAGUACACACGGAAGCUCCAGGAAACGGAUUCGCGCCGUGUUUUCACUGAGUAUGGAAUUGAUCCACUUCUCAGUUUGAUUUUGUUGGACAAAAAGGGCUUGGAGAAGUCUGCUGUUGAAAUGGAGGAGAAGUUCCCUCCAUUCUAA
This is a messenger RNA of Australozyma saopauloensis, 900 nucleotides long. Its product is annotated as protein-transporting protein. The record is from RefSeq and is a predicted model, not a curated record. Gene Ontology annotation, cellular component: nucleus. NCBI's taxonomy places the organism in Eukaryota, Fungi, Ascomycota, Pichiomycetes, Serinales, Metschnikowiaceae. The transcript has a single exon. The coding region runs from base 1 to 900 and encodes 299 amino acids.